This is a messenger RNA of Dimorphilus gyrociliatus, 1186 nucleotides long. Lineage: Eukaryota; Metazoa; Annelida; Polychaeta; Dinophilidae. The record is from the annotation of a GenBank genome assembly.
AAUGAUUAAAAGAACGCUUUCAAAGAUAUUAGCUGUUAACCGCUUCAAUUAUCGCCCAAGUGCAAGGCAUAUAAUUCGAACAAAGUUUUUUGAUGCAAGAGAUCCUAAAUACGCCGAGAAAGAGAAGCAGUUGGUGCUGCACCAGUCUUCGCAGUAUUUCGAUACAGUUGCCAAAGACAAGGAAGAUAAAAGAAAUUUUAUGCGAGCAAUAGCAAUGUACAUUGCGGCAGAAAAGGUCCGGCGGAGAGGUCAUGUGGAAUUCAUAAAUGCUGCCCUCCAACAAAUGAAACGUUUUAACGUUCAUAGAGACUUGGAAACAUACAAGAUGCUAAUGAAGGUUUUUCCUACCGAAGUUAUGGUAGCGAAGAGGACUUGGGAAGUUGAAUGGCAGCACUAUCCAAAACAGCAACAAUGCGCCAUAGAUUUAAUGGAUCAAAUGGAGUACUAUUCUGUUAUUCCAGAUGAUCAGUUUGGUUAUAUGCUAAAGGAUGUAUUCGGAGAUAAAGCUCAUGCAUUUAGAAAGUAUAGAAGAAUGAUGUAUUGGCUACCAAAAUUUAAAAAUGUGAAUCCUUAUCCUAUUCCACUAGAUCUGCCCAAUGAUCCAAGAGAGCUGGCCCUUAUAGCUUUAAAAAGAAUGAGUAUAGAUUUACAAACUGAAUAUUCUAUUUUUGAAACGUCUGAAUUGGACAAUGCAAUAGAUAAAACAUUUGUAGCCAGUGCCCAGAGCUGGAGGCAAAGAGAACUUAUUGAAUCCCAUGACGCCAAGAAGCCGCUCUUCGUCGAGGGGGGAUACACAAUUUGGCUGAGAGACAAUAAACUUCAGUACUUCAAACUUUGGUCUGAGGCCAAUCCCAAUGUCCCAAAACAUGUCUUUCCAGAGGAUUUAAGAAAGAAAUAUAACGAAAAGAAUUUAUUCAAUUUCAAGACAAUAUUUGAUGAUGAAAGAGAGCAUUCGUUAACUACGCCUAAUGUUAUGCACCAACAAGCUGAUGGUACAGUACUUGGUUUGUGUAUUACGGGUACAGGAAGUAAAGAAUCGCUCGUAUCUUGGGUAACCUUCCUCCAAAAAACAAACAAGAAAUUAGCCGAUAUACCAGUAAUAUUCACAUUAAAAUCGCCUACAAGUCAAAUUUCCAUUUUAAAAGAAGAAGAGAAGUUUAAAUUUGAAAUUAAGAAAAAAACUUGA